Molecule: messenger RNA, 3882 nt
Organism: Amphibalanus amphitrite
Lineage: Eukaryota; Metazoa; Arthropoda; Thecostraca; Balanomorpha; Balanidae
Product: multiple epidermal growth factor-like domains protein 6
Exons: 21
Coding region: 641-3100 (819 amino acids)
Molecular function (GO): calcium ion binding
Source: RefSeq, a predicted model, not a curated record
AGUGUCGCUCGGACCGUGCUGAGGGAAGGGCGCGUCAGUACCGCCCUCCAGAGCCGACACCACGUGACGUCCGUGCACCGGGUCCUACGCUACACACAGACGGCCACGUGACAGUGCCGCUACCGUCUCAGUAACGGGGGUGCGUUCUGCGUCAUCACGUGGCCCAGUUUGAUCGAGUCGAGACAUCUGCUGCCGGGAGCCGCCGCCGCCUCGUCGCAGCCACACCGUCAGCGUCAGCGUCACCGCCACCGUCAGACUGUGCCGGGGUGCGCGUGGUGCUUAGAACACAGACGCCCGCUCGCAUGUGCCUCAUUGGCGAAUUUGCGGCUGCCCGACGGUAUCAGGGUGUGGGUGUUUGGGUCGCAGAUCGUCUGGUAAGCGCUCAGUGACUGGAAUUGAUCGCUGGUUUACCGUUGACGGCACGUGAGCAGUGGAUCAUGGGUAGUGAUCGGUGAUAAAUGGUUAGUGAUCAGUGAUCAGCUGCAGUGCUCAGUGCUAGUGGACGUGCAGCGGACCGGUGAGGUGUCCCGGGUGGUUCUGGAAGUGUGAGACAGAACCCGUCUUUAGAGCCCGAAGACAGACUGAUUCGUAUCGGUGCGGCCGGUCGACAGAGUGGUCUGUGUGACCGCGGACCAGGACCAUGAGGACGGCACUGCUGGCGUCACUGCUCUGCUGGUCCGUCGUCACGGCCGACCUCCGGCUCAGCAAGGACAUGCCGAACGUGUGCGAGUACCGAGCAGUCGACUAUGAGGGCAACGGAAAACCCAAAGUCUACCAUUUCAAACACAGGGGUCAACAUGUUUUCCGCUACCGAAAGCAGUUCUUGCCGAGAGUCCGAGUCGUGUACCGCUGCUGCCAGGGCUGGUCCCUGUCGCACAAGGAAGGAUGCAUCAUUGAUUGGGACGAAUGCGGCACGGACAACGGCGGCUGCUCGCACACAUGCGUCAACACCCGCGGAUCCUUCCUCUGUCUCUGUCCGGAGGGGAUGAGACUCGGAGGCGACCGACUCACCUGUCAAGCCGUCGGCCCAUGUACAAACAACAAUGGCGGCUGCAGCCACACCUGUGAGGAGCUCGACGGCCGGGCGCGCUGUCACUGUCAUCCCGGCUUCUCCCUGGGCGCUGACGGCCGGUCGUGCGAGCUCAACGCGUGCACCCGGAACAACGGUGGCUGUCAGCACGUGUGUGACCUGAGGUCAGGUCGGGUCAGCUGCUCGUGUCACGGCGGCUACCGACUGGGCGCCGACGGAGCUUCUUGUGAAGACAUUGAUGAGUGCAGUGAGCUGUCACCUUGCAGCCAGCUGUGUACCAACACACCGGGGUCGUAUGUGUGCCACUGCCGGCCGCACCACCGUCUCAGCGGAGACGACCGGACCUGCCACAGUGUGUACACAGUGCUCGUGGACAAGUGCCUCGAUGGCAACGGAGGCUGUGAGCACAUGUGCACGGCGUCGGAGUCGGGUGUGCAGUGCUCGUGUCACCCGGGAUAUCGGCUGGGAGACGACCAGCGCAGCUGCCAGGACGAAGAUGAGUGUUCCGGGGGCGCCCAUAGAUGUCAGCACCAGUGUGACAACAUCCCGGGCAGCUACCGGUGCUCCUGCAGGGUCGGCUACCUGCUGCUGGACGGACAGCGCUGUCAGGACAUGGACGAGUGUUCUGUUCAGAACGGCGGCUGUGAGCACGACUGUUCCAACACGGCCGGAUCUUACCGCUGCUCGUGUCGCGAGGGGUACCAGCUGGAGGUCGACCAGCACUCCUGCUCCAUUGUGGCCAGCUGGCAGGGCGAUGGACCGACAGCAUCCGACACAAGACUCCGAGCGCUCGACAAUCACCGGCAAGGCGACUGCCCGCUGGGCUAUACCGGCCACCAGUGCCGGGAACACUGUCCGUUGGGCACCUUCGGGGAGGGAUGUAACCAGCUCUGUCUGUGCCAGAACGGAGGCACCUGCCAUCAUGUCACCGGUCACUGUAGCUGCCCGCCAGGAGUCAGUGGCAAGAGAUGCGAGGAGGGCUGUCCUGCCGGCCGUUUUGGCCAGAACUGUGAAAAACGGUGUCCAGUCGGCUGUCCAAGAAACAGGUGUAACCGGUAUUCUGGAUACUGUGAGUGCCCACCGGGCUACUUCGGACCCCAGUGCGCCGAGACGUGUCCCUGGGGCACCUUUGGUGUCAACUGUCAGAGCAAGUGCGACUGCCACCGGCCGCACACCAUCCGCUGUGACGCAGAGACCGGCCAGUGCAUCUGUAGACCGGGCCAUUCUGGAGAAAAGUGCCGGGAACUGUGCCCCGCCGGCACGUUCGGCGCUGGCUGUGCCGAACGCUGCUCCAACUGCCCCAGUGGAAAGUGUCAUCAUACAUCGGGAGAAUGCGUAAAAUCAACAGACACAGGAAACAAUGAGGAUAACUCACUCGGCAAUGGAAUCGAACAGUCGAAGAGACCCAAAAGAAGAAAACGGUGCCGGUGCCCGGGCGGGGAGUGCAACGAAGAGGGUCGCUGUGUCUGCCCGCCGGGAUUCCGGGGCAGGAGAUGUCGGAGGCCGUGCCGCCGGAACCGUUUCGGCCCCAACUGCCGGUACCGGGGCCGCUGUCGGAACGGGGGCGCGCUGGACCACGUGACCGGUACCUGUUCGUGUGCAGCCGGCUUCUUCGGCCGGGUGUGCGCCUCCAAAUGCCCCGAGGGCUACCACGGCCGGCACUGCGCCGAGGUGUGCCUAUGUUACAACGGCGGUCGGUGCGACGCCGUCAGUGGGGCCUGUCUCUGUCCGCCCGGCUACAUGGGCCAGCUCUGCCAACACGUCUGCCCUCAGGGUCAGUACGGCCAGGACUGCCGGUCGGCCUGUGUCCGGACACCCUGUGACCCCGUGUCCGGCCGGUACCCGUGUCCGGCCGGCCGCGCCGGGCCCGGGUGCGAGUUGUCCUGUCCGGCAGGACGGUACGGGCCCGGCUGUGCACGCCGCUGCCGCUGUCCGGCCGGUGUGAACUGUGACCCGGUCGAAGGUCACUGUCUCUGCGGUCCCGACCGGCUGGGCACACGGUGUCAGACCACUAAUGAAUUUUACGUGUUACGAAACGCAACUCUUGGAGAGCCACGUGAAGAUCUUUAGUUCCUUCAGCUAGCCAGUUUGGCGGGCAAGGACAGCCGGGACCCUUCUGGGUCAGUCGAGGCUGCCUCUGGGGAAGUCGAAACGCCUCUGAGGCAGCCGGAUCGGAGCUCCGCUGAGGCAGUCCUGAUCUCCCUCUGAGGCAUUCGACUGUCGAACUGGCGGAACAGCGGAGCCUUCUUGGGCUCCUCAAUGUGAUGGUUCAGUGCAGCUUUAGGGAGGCUGUCCUGAGACAGUCCUCCCUUCGAGUGACGCUCGUGAAUGACGCUCGUGCCAAUAGUGUGAAAAUGCAAUGCUUCCAUACCUGUGACUAAGCUGUAGCUCUAGUGCGGUUCAUCGUUCCGAUGAAUUCGAAAAGUCUGUCGUAUCGCUAUUGCUUGGACACUUUGAUGUUCAAACUCCGUAUUAUUUACAUGUUGCUUUUUAUCAGCAUAGUGGAGUCGGUUGCAAAAAGUGUUUUAUAUUACAUGUUCAAUGUUAAUCUUUGCAUUCUGCCAGUUGCUUGAAAGGGUGGCUGCAUGCUUGUAGCUUUGGUGCGUGAAGGCUCCGCCGAGCGCGAACCCCAACGCUUUUAAACUUUACUGACUGACAGAGAGUGGCACGGUGCCAGAGUUUGUGAUAACAUGUGUUGAGCAGAUGUACGAGUGACCUUGACCUUCUGACCUUGUUUGUUUGUUUGUUUGUUGCCGGAGAAUGCCGCGAGGUAGACUGUUUGUUAUGUGCUUGACCUCUCAUCGGCCAGUGGGCAGACAAUACAUCGCGCAUGAAUGACGCUUUUCGUGACA